UCUCCGAGGAGGAAAAUCAUUUCUUUCCGUCCCCGAGUCGCUUUCAUAUGGCGAUGUCAGCGUGGAUAUUAUUGCUCACUGUGGGUGUGUCUGGACUGUCCUGGGGUCAGCGUUCUGAACCCAUGUUUGCCUCAGUAACUCACAGUAUUUUCCCUCCUGACUAUGAGAACAACCCUACACAGCUCAACUACGGCGUGGCUGUCACUGACGUGGAUGGUGACGGAGAUCUGGAGAUGUUCGUAUCAGGCUACAAUGGCCCAAACCUGGUGCUAAAGUACGAUAAGAUUAAGAAGAGGCUUGUUAACAUUGCAGUUGACAACAGAAGUUCUCCAUACUAUGCACUUAGAGAUCGACAUGGCAAUGCUAUUGGGGUGACAGCAUGUGACAUAGAUGGUGAUGGCAGAGAGGAAAUUUACGUCCUCAACACGAAUAAUGCCUUCUCAGGGAGAGCAACGUACACUGAUAAGCUCUUCAAGUUUCGUAACAGCCGGUUUGAGGAUCUCCUGAACGAUGAGAUAAAUGAACACAGAGACGUUGCCAAUCGUGUCGCUGGGCGAUCAGUAGCAUGUGUGGAUAGAAAGGGAACAGGUCGGUAUUCCAUCUACAUCGCCAAUUAUGCCAGCGGGACUGUAGGUCCACAUGCGCUGAUUGAAAUGGAUGAAAGUUCAAGUGACCCGUCCAGAGGAAUUGUUGCACUGUCAAACGUAGCUGAGCAAGCUGGAGUCAACAAGCUUACAGGGGGACGGGGGGUCGUGGUUGGCCCGAUCCUCAGCCAGACUCUACCUGAUAUAUUCUGCGACAAUGAGUACAGCCCGAACUUCCUGUUCCGCAACAACGGAGAUGGUACAUUUACGGACAUGGCGCCACAAGCAGGGGUCGAUGACCCGAUGCAGCAUGGCCGUGGAGUGGCGUUGGCAGAUUUUAAUCGGGAUGGGAAGACAGACAUUGUCUAUGGAAACUGGAAUGGGCCGCAUCGUCUGUUCCUACAGCUCGGCAACAAUCGCAAGCAAAGGUUUAAGGAUAUAGCCUCGCAGAAGUUUUCCAUGCCUUCUCCUGUUCGCACAGUCAUCGCAGCCGACUUUGACAAUGACAAUGAACUGGAGGUCUUUUUCAACAACAUUGCCUACAGAGGACCAUCAGCCAACAGACUGUUCAGAGUUUCGCGGAGAGAACAUGGAGAUCCACAGAUUGAGGAGCUGAACGUUGGGGAGGCCGCGGAACCAGAGGGACGUGGAACCGGAGCAGCUGUGACUGAUUUUGAUGGAGAUGGACUGUUGGAUCUGUUGGUGACACACGGGGAAAGUGCGGCUCAGCCCAUCUCUUUGUACAGAGUCACACAGGGUUCAUCUAAUAAAUGGCUCCGUGUGAUUCCACGCACACAGUUUGGGGCUUUUGCUCGUGGGGCUAAAGUGAUAGUUUACACCAAAAGAAACGGCCCGCACACACGCAUCAUAGAUGGAGGAUCAGGGUACUUGUGUGAGAUGGAGCCCGUGGCUCACUUUGGGCUAGGGAAAGAUGUGGCCACCAGUGUGGAAGUGUUCUGGCCAGAUGGACGUUCUGUGGCCAGGCCACUGGAACCCAGUGACAUGAACAGAGUUAUGGAGAUUCAUUACCCUGAAAACGAGGAGGAGGCAACCCCAGCAGUAGAGAUUGAGUGUGGACCAGGAUUUGAAGUCAAUGAAAAUGGCCGUUGCACUGACCGAGAUGAGUGCACACAGUUCCCGUCUGUCUGUCCCCCUGAGCGACCCAUCUGCACAAACACCUACGGGAGCUUCAAGUGCCGUGCAAACAAGAGGUGUAACCAGGGAUUUGAGCCUAAUGAUGAGGGCACAGCAUGUGUAGCUCAGGUGGCUUAUUUUGGAGGAAACAGAUCCUCAGCCUCCAAACUCUGGGCUUCCUGUCUGGGGCAUCUUGUACUUGCUCUAUUCUCUGUCUUCACUCCCCGCUUGUGGGCAUGAACGACAGAGGCUGUCCUGACAUCUGCCACCCUGCUUGGUCUCUGUUUCACUGCUUUCCUUCUUUUUCUACACUGAGAGGUUUGGGGGUCAACUGUUAAAUGAACUCUCCAUGGACGUGUCACUUCCCCUGUCACUCUUGCAAUGUCUCACUUAAGAACUGUCGUCUCUAAAGGCUUUGUUCACAAUGCACACAAAUCCGAUCUUUAGGACUGACUGUCUACACUGGCAUUUUGCAAGUGAUGAAAUCUGAUCCAUUUGUUCAGACAGUGAAGUCAAUACCUUUUGUAUAUACAUCCGUAUAUUGGUUGCUACAGUGAUUACGUAAACGU
Messenger RNA from Myxocyprinus asiaticus (Chinese sucker), 2287 nucleotides. RefSeq names its product cartilage acidic protein 1-like. Bases 48 to 1958 code for a protein of 636 amino acids. The record is from RefSeq and is a predicted model, not a curated record. Gene Ontology annotation, molecular function: calcium ion binding. The transcript has 15 exons. NCBI's taxonomy places the organism in Eukaryota, Metazoa, Chordata, Actinopteri, Cypriniformes, Catostomidae. Gene Ontology annotation, biological process: axonal fasciculation.